UCUUCCUUGUUGGCUUGUUGACGUUUAUAUUUUGAUCAUGGCAGCGGAGGGGGAUUUUCUGAUGAGAUAUAGAGCAGUGUCUAAUAAACUAAAAAAACGUUUCCUUCGGAAGCCAAAUGUAGCAGAAGCAAGCGAGCAGUUUGGUCAGUUGGCUAAAGAGCUAAAGCAACAGGACUGCCUACAGUAUGCAGCUUUCUGUAAUCUUGCAAUGGCUCGGUGUGAGCAGACUCUGUUUAAUGCCCCUGGGGAGGCCCUGGCUCUCACGGAUGCAGCCCGCCUCUUCCUGUCCUCUGAGCGGGAGAAUAGGGCACUCCAAGCCCCAGGCUUCGACGAGCACCUGCAGGCCGCCCUCAACUGCUACAGCUUUGCUAUUAAGGUGUACAUCGAGAUGAACCAGCCAGUAAUGGCUGCUAGCCUGUCUCUGGAACUUGGCAACGCGCUCAAGGAGAUGAACAGACCAGGGGAGGCUAUAGUUCAUUACCAAAGGGCUGCAGAGUUGCAGACACAGACUCCCAUAGAGGCUCUGUUGUCUAUGGGGGAAAUGGCAACCUGCAAGAUUCUCACCCGUGACUAUGACGGUGCGCUGUCCGUCCUGACGGAGAUGCAGCUCAUGUGUCAGGAGGGGGGACUGCAGCUGCCCGGCACAAACACCCCCGUCGGCGCCUUUCUGGACAUUGUGGCUAAGUGUGAGAUCUCCAGAGUCUUUUUGCUGAUGCUUCUGGAGCCCCCGCCUCAGAAGCUGUUACCAGAGCACGCCCAGACCCUGGAGAGAUAUGCCUGGGAGUCCUUUGACCCCCACAGUCAGGUGACCUUCCUACCUGAGAAUGUUUUCCUGCUCCUGCAGUCUGUAGUGAUGGCCUGCCAGGAGAAAGACACAGAAUCCCUCAAGUCUCUCCAAACCGAACUAUGGCCACUUCUCUGUGCAGAGCAGAACCACCUUCUCCACCUAGUGGUCCAAGAGAGGAUCACUCCCUCUGGGCAGGGAAUUUAGGAUGGUACAGAACAGUUAGUCACUCAAACACCCCUUUGGAAUUGCACAUAGUGGGACAUUCCUUCCUGCCUUGGUCUGUUCUAGGGCCUCAUGUUUUAUGGGCGUGUUCCAUCCAUAACUACAAUGUUCUGUAACUUCUUUCUUUGUUAAGUUUAGUUUUGGGGCGUAGGCAUACGUAAUGAAUCCGUAUUUGAUGUAUUGCUAUGUAUCUCAAAAGUCACUGGAUUGCUAUUGGUAUUCAUGUCUGUAUUCAUGUGCACAAAUGUAUUUAUUUAUGAGAUGAUUUCGAUAGAACUGUUAUGUUUUCUAGAACUGAACUGUUAAGUGAUAAUUAUUUUGGUUAAGUUUUUAUUUUUGGUAUGACAUGGCUUGAAUUCCAUUGUAAUUACAAAAACCCACAACUGAAUAUUAAUAAACGGUGGUAUUACAAACA
Molecule: messenger RNA, 1424 nt
Organism: Osmerus eperlanus (European smelt)
Lineage: Eukaryota; Metazoa; Chordata; Actinopteri; Osmeriformes; Osmeridae
Gene: f8a
Product: coagulation factor VIII associated
Exons: 12
Coding region: 38-991 (317 amino acids)
Biological process (GO): vesicle cytoskeletal trafficking
Cellular component (GO): early endosome
Molecular function (GO): protein binding
Source: RefSeq, a predicted model, not a curated record